GCAGCGUACACGUGACUGUUCCCCACAAACCUUAACUUUAACUAUUUUCCAGCUGGACGCGUUGCAUCCUCCUUCCUGUAGCCAAGCUCAUGGAUUACAAGGUGGUGCCAUGGAGGUCGACAACAGAGUUUUUGUACCUGAUGUCGUGUUUCUACGCGGAAGACGGGACAGGUGAACCGCCGGAGGCUCAAAGUUUGUACCGGGGUGUUGAAAUUGUUCGAGCUUGGUCCACUCGCGGUCGAGUUCCACACUCAGUCGAGUCAACAUCUCAACUGGUGAUGGCUCUGUUGACUGAAGGACCUUCCCAACGGCUCUCCCUCGCUCUAUCUCUGUCUCGAUUUGUGAGCGGUUUACUGGAUCCUAUUCAGCAAUCACAGUUUGCUAUCCCUAUGUCAACUCUCGCGAAAACUCUUGGACUCCCUGCCUUUUUUGUAGAAAUUAGACAUGCAAUCACGCAUGAGGAACUUCCUAGUCUGCCCGUUUUACGGGUUGCUGCCCAGAGAGCGCUUCAAUGGCUCUACGAGCAUUAUUGGAUCGUGACAGCUUCUGUCAAGCCAGAAGAUGUAGAGGAAACGGAACGGUUGAAUGAAACGGCAAAGACCCAAGUACAGACUGAAAUAGCACAGCUGCUUAAAACCUGGCGUACUUGGAGAAAAAGUCACUUGCAUGUAUCGACACUGAAAUCCAAGAACCAGCAACGCUAUGUGAAACGGGCCCUCGCUGUAGUAGACUCUAUUAUUACUAUUGCUAACACCCGGCUCUCCUACAUUCCUGCCUCAAUUGUCAACGAUGAGUUGCAAAAUGAUUUAACGUUCGCACUCGAAACAACCAAUCUUCAGUAUGUGAUUGACUGUUUCCUGGAAAAAAAAGCAUUGAUUCCUGCGGGAGUAAAUGACAUCCGGUUAUUCCCGAGCGUACAAAAGCUGUGGAUCGUGUUGAUCCAAGCAAUUACCGAAGAACAGCCGCAUUUCCUUCCCGGACUCAUCGGUGCACUGUGGUCGGAAAUCGACGAAUACAGCAAGGCCGAGGAAGAAGACCCUUGGACAAGGGUAAAGAUGUCCAAAGAAGAUGAAGAAAAGGAUGAAGAAACGCGUAGUGCACUCUCCUUCUAUGCAAAAUGGUACAGUCUUUUGGUUGCGGAAGCUUACACUGAUCAACCUUGGGCCCGGUCUGCUACACUUACACAGACGCAACUCGCGUCCGUUUUAGAGACAUGCCUUCAACGGAGCGAUCCUUACACUCGAAUUAUUAUCGACGAUCUGGUCUCGCUGGACGAAGAACUGGAGAAACGCUACAAGCCUCUGUGUGCUUUCCGAGGCGAUCAAAUCCACUUCGUGGUUUCAGAUGAAAACGAGCAAGGCACUAACGACGCUGCGAACGUCACCAUUGAACAGAUGCGACAGACAGUGCACGAGUUUUCUCAGCGAUUGUCAUCCAUUGCCGCACCGUCGUCUGAAAACGAUGCAAGCGUCCGUGUCUUUGCUAACCGAAAAUGGGUAAUUGGUCCUGAAGAGCUUGUUCCUAUCGGACAAGUCAUUCGUUAAAAAAGAAGAACUUCACCGCGAAAGGUUCUUUGUGCUUGUAUUAUGUAAGAAACGAAGAAAUCAUUGUUUAAGCAGGUACCCUCCGUCGCAUCAAUGUGAAUACCGCACAGGUUCUGCAGGGAGUUUUGGAACACAGAGAACAUGUCCUGGGGAUCAAAGCGAACAUCGACGUACCUCUACCGCAGCUACAUCAUUCACAAUCCACACCCUUCACUACCUACCACCCAUUUUUCCAAGAACUUCGACUUCGCUACAACCCGUUAUGAUGUACAUUGAAAUUUUUUGAACAAGAAUAAAUGACUAUGUUUGCAUUUACUCUUGAGAGCGGACCUUAGCACCAGCGUUGGUGACCUUAACACCCAAGGCACGGGCCUUCUCAAUGAUCUCGACACGCUUGCGAGCAGACACGUUGGAGGCAAUCUCGGCAGCGAAGGUCUGUUUUGCAUGAGCAAAAGCUCGACGUCGGCAACGUUGCGGACAAGGAAAGCCUUCAAACCGUUAGGCAUGCAGUACUUGGUCUUCUUGUUGGAGCCGUAACCGAUCUUGGGCAUGCGGAUGGUACCGCGGAAACGACGACGAACGACGCCAUCGAUACCCUUGGGCUUUCUCCACGACUCACUGACACGCUUGAAGUUGUCAGAUUGGUGACGCUUGAACUGCGUAGUGUGCUUCUUGACGAUCUUGACGGCAGCCAUACUUGACCUGGUGUGUGGUGGAGGUUUCGUGUUUCCUUCUUGCUAGAACCUAUUUGAAACGUGACUGCUUUUUCGCCGACGGGCGCUCGUUGUCGUGGCGACAACGAGCAUGAAAAAACCCUAAAACCGGAUAACGAGAUUUACUGGGGUUUAGCGAUAUUUUGUAACUCGUUAAAGGAAUAAGCAGUGCUGCAUGUACCAGAACAGUGAAACGUGUGUCGUCAGUAAGACAGACAUGUAAUUAUGGUAAGCCUGCUCACUCUACCUUGUUGUUGCUGAUCGUUCGGCUCCAAUUUGGUAAAUAAAUGAAUUUGACUAAAAGUUUUUUAGCCGUUUAAACCGAAAACAGUGCAAAAAACGAUUAAUAUAAUACCGAGUUGAGUUUCUCCACACAUCAAAACAGUAUCCCUUCCCAUAUAUUACGAUUUUCGCUUUAACUGGUUCUGACAUUUGUUUACGCAGCAGAAAAUAAGGUUUUGAAGCGAUCGCUAAGCCGAAAACUUUAUUUUUGUUCCUCGACAAUAGAAGCAGAAUUUCAAUUUCGGUAGAAAAUGUUAAUAAAACAGUUAUUUGCACA
Messenger RNA from Schizosaccharomyces japonicus yFS275, 2816 nucleotides. RefSeq names its product Las1-like protein. Lineage: Eukaryota; Fungi; Ascomycota; Schizosaccharomycetes; Schizosaccharomycetales; Schizosaccharomycetaceae. Gene Ontology annotation, cellular component: heterochromatin; Las1 complex. The record is from RefSeq and is a predicted model, not a curated record. Gene Ontology annotation, biological process: rRNA processing. Bases 90 to 1544 code for a protein of 484 amino acids. Gene Ontology annotation, molecular function: endonuclease activity. The transcript has a single exon.